GCGAUCCUUUGGGUAAUUCUUUUCUGCUUGUCUCUACAUCAGAAACAUUUGGUAUAUGCCACAUUCCAGAACCGCUCCUUGAAGCUUACGAUAUGAAAAACAAUACGAGAGAAUUUGACAAUGAAAAUCUUCAUAGAAGUCUCUCUGUCAAAGAAAAAAUAGUUUUAUGCGUAAGUGCUACGACACAAUGCACAAAUAAGAGCAAAUCAAUUUUUGGUGGCCUACAACAUCAAUACCUAUGUUAUAUGCAAGGCACUUCUUAUGCAGUUACACCGAUUCACACAGAUGAGGAAGUAAAAUUAUAUGAACAACUAAGAAAACACAAUCCGUCUCUCGUUAGUCAAGCCGUAUCCGAACAAUGUUGGCAGGAUUUUACCAUUUUAUGGUCUCGAGAGUGUAACAAGGGUAUAACUAAAAACAUAUUCUAUAAGCUGCCCGAAAAUUUGCGUCAAUAUUUCAAGGAAAGAGAAAAUCAAAGCAGAUACCUCAAUUCUGUUCUUCUAAACAAAGAAACAGUUGAUACAGCAACAGAACUGAUUCAGAAAUCUCAGCAAAAAAUUUCACUUGGAAAAGCAACCGAUUUCUUACAAUUUCCAAACCAGACAUCCAGAGACGAUACUAACCAAAUACAUAUGAAAAACAGUACACCUUCAUCCCCUAGAUAUAAAAAAACCUCUAUGCUGCUAAAACCUAGAACUCAAAAAUCUAUG
This is a messenger RNA of Mucor mucedo, 710 nucleotides long. RefSeq lists its product as uncharacterized. The transcript has a single exon. NCBI's taxonomy places the organism in Eukaryota, Fungi, Mucoromycota, Mucoromycetes, Mucorales, Mucoraceae. The annotation marks the transcript as partial. The record is from RefSeq and is a predicted model, not a curated record.